Messenger RNA from Solanum pennellii, 3877 nucleotides. RefSeq names its product pentatricopeptide repeat-containing protein At4g19440, chloroplastic. Gene Ontology annotation, molecular function: protein binding. The coding region runs from base 172 to 2691 and encodes 839 amino acids. The record is from RefSeq and is a predicted model, not a curated record. Lineage: Eukaryota; Viridiplantae; Streptophyta; Magnoliopsida; Solanales; Solanaceae. The transcript is spliced from 5 exons.
AAUUGUCUGCGGUCUCCGAUCAAACUAGCGAAGGCAAAACCCUGUGAGUUAAACUCCAUCUUCGUGGCCUUUCUUCUUCCCUACACACAUGGCUUCAUCACCACCAUUUCUACUUACAUCUCUGUCGUAAACCCAUUUUUCUUCUCUUACACAUGCGUACAAUAUUGAUAGAUGGACGUAAGAAGAUUGAAAAUUCCCAAAACUAUAGCUAUAUUUUCACAUAUCAAACGUCCUUUAACUUGUGUGAUUUAUACUGCUUCUUCAGAUCAAAUCAGUGAACCAUUACAGAAAGGGGACUCAAAUAAGCCUAACCGCAGCUCAGAAAAGAAACAGAUAAAGGGAUUAGAUUUGAAUUUGCGGAAGUGGGUUGUUUCAGUUCUUUCAAACCCACCUGUAGAUUCGUUAAAGAUUAAAGAUUUACUGACCCUUUUGACUCCUCAACAGUUUGAUGCUAUUUUCUUGGAAAUUUAUUCGUCUUUGAAACCAUUGAAUGUUUUGAAAUUCUUCCACGUAGCCUCUGGUACUUGUGGUUUUAGUUUUAGUGUUAGAUCUUAUUGUACUUUGCUUCGUUUGCUUAUUGCUUCGAAUCAUGAUGCUCCAGCUAGGUUGCUUUUGAUUAGGUUAAUUGAUGGGAAACUACCUGCAUUGUUUGAUAGUUUACAACAAAAGCAUGUAGAGGUUGCUGUUUCGUUAGCGGAGUUAAGUGGUGUCUCGGAUUUUGGUGUUGCUGUUAGGACUUUUGAUCUUUUGCUUCAUUUGUGUUGUACUCAAUUCAAAAGUGUUGGUUUUGAUGCUGCAUUGGAUGUGUUCAGGUCGUUGGCAAGUAGGGGAGUGUAUCCCUCUUUGAAAACUUGCAACUUUCUGUUGAGUUCUCUUGUGAAAGAGAAUGAGCUUUGGAAGAGUUAUGAGGUUUUUGAGAUUUUGAAGGACGGUGUUAAACCAGAUGUUUACUUGUUUAGCACCGCGAUCAAUGCUUUCUGUAAAGGGGGGAAGGUGGAGGAAGCAAAGGAGUUAUUUCGGAAGAUGGAAAACAUGGGUAUUGUGCCAAAUGUUGUCACUUAUAAUAACCUCAUUCACGGGCUUUGCAAGAUUAGUAAUUUAGAAGACGCAUUCCUACUAAAGGAAGAAAUGAUAUUAAAUGGUGUUAACCCAAGUAUUGUCACGUAUAGCAUGCUUAUUAAUUGUCUGAUGAAACUUGAGAAAUUUGAUGAAGCUGAUUGUGUGUUGAAAGAAAUGUCAAACAAAGGGCUUGUUCCGAACGAGGUUUUGUAUAAUACCAUCAUUAAUGGUUAUUGCUCAGCAGGAGAUAUUCAGAAAGCUCUAAAGGUUAGGAAUGAAAUGCUAACAAAAGGAAUUCUUCCCAACUCAGCUACUUACAAUUCACUGAUCAAAGGUUUCUGCAAGGUAAAUCAAGCUAGUCAAGCUGAAGAAUUCUUAGAAGAGAUGUUAUUACAUGGAUUGGGUGUAAAUCCUGGUUCAUUCAGUAAUGUUAUCCUUGUACUGUGUUCGAAUUCUAGGUUUGUUGCUGCACUACGGUUUGUUAAGGAAAUGACAUUAAGACGUUUGAGGCCAAAUGAUGGGUUGCUGACCACAUUAAUUAGUGGGCUUUGCAAGGAAGGAAAACAUUCAGAGGCAGUUGAGCUCUGGCAUAUGCUACUAAUGAAAGGGCUCACUGCCAAUACAGUUACCUCAAAUGCUCUAAUUCACGGACUUUGUGAAGCUGGUAACAUACAAGAGGCUGUUCGGCUGUUGAAAACAAUGUUAAGAAGUGGUGUUCAAAUAGAUAGCAUGACUUAUAACACUCUUAUAUGUGCAUUUUGCAAAGAGGGAAACUUGGAUGGCGCCUUUAUGUUGAGAGAAGAAAUGGUGAAGCAAGGAAUUGCACCUGAUGUAUCAACUUACAAUGUGUUGCUGCAUGGGCUUGGUGAGAAGGGUAAAAUAGAUAAAGCGUUGUUGCUCUGGGAUGAAUGUCGAAGCAAGGGACUUGUCUGCGAUAUUUAUACCUAUGGAGCCUUAAUUAAUGGUUUGUGCAAAGCUGACCAACUUGACAAGGGCAGGGACAUUUUCCAUGAGAUGCUCAGACAAGGCUUAGCCCCAAAUUUAAUUGUAUAUAACACUCUUAUUGCAGCUUUUUGUAGAAAUGGAAAUGUGAAAGAAGCCCUUAAACUUCGCGAUGACAUUAGAAGCAGAGGUAUUCUACCAAAUGUUGUCACUUAUUCCUCUCUUAUACAUGGCAUGAGCAAUAUUGGGCUUAUUGAAGAUGCUGAGAACCUUAUUGAUGGGAUGCGUAAGGAGGGAGUUCUACCUGAUGUUGUUUGUUAUACUGCAUUGAUAGGUGGAUAUUGUAAGUUAGGUCAGAUGGAUAAAGCGAGGAGCAUUUUGCAGGAAAUGUUAUCACACAAUAUACAACCUAAUAAAAUAACUUAUACAGUCAUUAUUGAUGGUUAUUGUCAAGCUGGUAAAGUUAAAGAAGCUAAGGAGUAUUUCGCCGAGAUGGUACAGAAAGGAAAUACUCCUGAUUCGGUCACCUAUAACGUUUUGACAAAGGGGCUUUUAAAGGAAGGGGAAAUACAAGAAGCCUUUUCACUUUUAGAUCAUAUUUCCCAUACAGGAGUUGGUUUAGAUGAAGUUACAUAUACUUCUUUAGUGAAUUUACUUCCCCAGAGAUCAGCAAGUGCAAACCAAGAAUGAACUGACCUGGCACAAAGUUCACACUCAUUUGGUUGGACUUUUUUCUACCUCACAUUUUUAACGCAACACAGCUAUAUACUAGCUCAAGCACAGUUGGACAUUUGAAAAGCACAUAUAUCUGCCUGAUUUUCUAAUGACACAAUGGAGUCAAGGCAGCACCUGCAAAUUGGAAACUGGUUCGUUAUUGUGGGUCCAGAUUACUUCCUUGUGCUUUGAGUUAGUUGCAUAUUCUGGGAAGAUCAAGGAACCAAGCAGCUGGUGGAUGGUUUUAUGGGGGAACUAUCUUGAUAAUAGAUAACUUAUGAAGGAGAAGAUGCAUUGUUGUGUCAUGUGUGUUGGUGGUCAUGUGCAGGAAGCACGGAGAGGAUGAAUUGAGGACCACAUUAUUUCAUGGAUAGCAGAUAAGUCCAAGACUGCACUGUCCCCCUAAACAGUUUCGUUUGGUUCCAUGCCCUUGUAUGAUUGAGCGGACUCACUUGAAAAGCCAAAACCUACUUCAGCCACGGGGAGUGUUCGUGCAGAUUAGACAAAAGUGGCAGAGCCACCUUGGCCUAAGACCAUCUUGUGGAGAGCAUCAAAUGUUACUAUAAAUUCGAUUGUGCUGUUUCAGUCGCCUAAGAGAUCGCUUCGUGUAUGUUCUGCACAUCAAUCUGCUAUAGAUGUCUGCUUCUGUUCGUUCACAAUUGCUUCUUGGUUCUUCCACAUCUAUAGGCUCUCAACACAUGGUGCAUCAGUAGUAUAAUCGCUGAAGCAAUUUAGUCAGGAUUGCCAUGUUACUUGUGUGUUGAAGGGAGCAUGACAUGAAGCGGGGUAGUCGCACCCCAGUGAUCACUCGACCCCAACCGAUCAAUCUCCUGUAACUACUAUCUCGUACGCGAAGGGUUACUCAUGCUUCCCAGGCAUCACACAUUCCCAGGUCAUUAGUCAACAGCUCCCUAGAAAGUGAAAUAGGUUCAAGGGAGAGUUGUAAAUAGGCCCAAGUGGGAACCCAGAACAGUUCCAUUGAUAUCUUUGAUAGAAAGAGUGGAUUUUCACGAAUUUAAUCGAGGUGUACAAAAAUUGACUCGACCACUACUUACAAGUUCAUUGAUAUCUUCGAUAGAAUCGUAAAUUUAAUUGAGGUGUACAAAAAUUGACUCAAACAUCACUAUCACUUACAAGUAAAUAUGUUUUACACUUCAAUUUA